Messenger RNA from Hipposideros armiger (great roundleaf bat), 4352 nucleotides. RefSeq names its product protein tyrosine phosphatase receptor type E (gene PTPRE). The record is from RefSeq and is a predicted model, not a curated record. The transcript is spliced from 15 exons. NCBI's taxonomy places the organism in Eukaryota, Metazoa, Chordata, Mammalia, Chiroptera, Hipposideridae. Gene Ontology annotation, biological process: protein dephosphorylation. Bases 254 to 1696 code for a protein of 480 amino acids. Gene Ontology annotation, molecular function: protein tyrosine phosphatase activity.
CAUUUUUUUCCAGUCGUUGCCAUCUGGACACAUACAAGGAACUUUUGAACAGGCCAAUAAAGAAGAAAACCGAGAAAAAAACAGAUAUCCCAACAUCCUUCCCAAUGAUCAUUCCAGGGUGGUUCUGAGCCAAGUAGAUGGAGCCCCCUGUUCAGACUACGUUAAUGCUUCGUACAUAGAUGGUUACAAGGAGAAGAAUAAAUUCAUAGCAGCUCAAGGCCCCAAGCAGGAAACAGUUAAUGAUUUCUGGAGGAUGAUCUGGGAACAGAAGUCUUCAACCAUCGUCAUGUUGACAAACCUCAAAGAAAGAAAGGAGGAUAAGUGCUACCAGUACUGGCCGGACCAGGGCUGCUGGACCUAUGGGAACAUCCGGGUGUGUGUGGAGGACUGCGUGAUCCUGGUGGACUACACCAUCCGGAAGUUCUGCGUCCAGUCACAGCUCCCUGAGGGCUGCAAAGCCCCACGGCUGGUCUCCCAGCUGCACUUCACCAGCUGGCCCGAUUUCGGAGUGCCUUUCACCCCCAUCGGGAUGCUCAAGUUCCUGAAAAAAGUGAAGACGCUCAACCCCACCCACGCAGGGCCCAUAGUGGUCCACUGCAGUGCGGGUGUGGGCCGGACAGGCACCUUCAUCGUCAUCGAUGCCAUGAUGGACAUGAUGCACGCGGAGCAGAAGGUGGACGUCUUCGAGUUCGUGUCAAGGAUCCGCGGUCAGCGUCCUCAGAUGGUUCAGACGGACAUGCAGUACACGUUCAUUUACCAAGCCUUACUGGAGUACUACCUCUACGGGGACACCGAGCUGGACGUGUGCUCCCUGGAAAAGCACCUGCAGACGCUGCAGGGCACCACCACGCACCUGGACAAGAUCGGGCUGGAGGAGGAGUUCAGGAAACUGACCAAUGUCCGGAUCAUGAAGGAGAACAUGAGGACGGGCAACUUGCCGGCGAACAUGAAGAAGGCCAGGGUCAUUCAGAUCAUCCCAUAUGACUUUAACCGCGUGAUCCUCUCCAUGAAAAGGGGUCAGGAAUACACAGACUACAUCAACGCGUCCUUUAUCGACGGCUACCGACAGAAGGACUAUUUCAUCGCCACCCAGGGGCCCCUGGCGCACACGGUGGAGGAUUUCUGGAGAAUGGUCUGGGAGUGGAAGUGCCACACGAUCGUGAUGCUGACGGAGGUCCAGGAGAGAGAGCAGGAUAAAUGUUACCAGUAUUGGCCAACAGAGGGCUCAGUGACUCAUGGAGACAUCACCAUCGAAAUAAAGAGCGAUACCCUUUCUGAAGCCAUCAGCAUACGAGACUUCCUGGUCACUUUCAAUCAGCCCGUGGCCCGCCAGGAGGAGCAGACCCGCGUGGUGCGCCAGUUCCACUUCCAUGGCUGGCCGGAGAUCGGCAUCCCGGCCGAGGGCAAAGGCAUGAUCGACCUGAUCGCGGCCGUGCAGAAGCAGCAACAGCAGACGGGCAAUCACCCCAUCACCGUGCACUGCAGUGCUGGAGCGGGCCGAACAGGUACCUUCAUAGCACUCAGCAACAUUCUGGAACGAGUCAAGGCAGAGGGGCUUUUGGACGUGUUCCAAGCUGUGAAGAGUUUACGGCUCCAGAGGCCGCACAUGGUGCAAACCGUGGAACAGUAUGAAUUCUGCUACAAAGUGGUACAAGAUUUUAUUGAUAUAUUUUCUGAUUAUGCUAAUUUCAAAUGAAAAUUUCUGCCUUAAAAUAUUUUUUAAUUUAAUGGUCAGUAUAUUUUGUAAAAAAAAAAAUCAUGUUAAUUUAUUUCACAAUUGAUGUUAAUAUCCUCCCUAAUUUCUUUGUAUAUAUUUUGUUAUGCUUUAAACGCCACCUGCUGUAAAGUUGUUACAUCUUAAAUACCCCUUUUAAAAACUGGAAUUAUGUAUUAAGGUCAAAUAAUAUCCCAUAACAUAUAUAUUUCUGCUAAUAUCAGUAAAUACUUUAAUUUUUCAUUAGAUUCAUAUCACUUAAUUUCACACAUUCAGCACCUCUAAAUGUUAUAAAUCUUAAUAUGCCAAAUGUGCUUAUGCAAAAUACUCAACGUUCAGUAGAAAGCAGUGGAGGACUCAGCAAUCAGCUGAAAAUUGACUUUCUUUACAGCCCUGACUUCACAGCCCUGAGCAGCAGUUUUUGGAAGGCACACUAUUCCCGAAGAUACAAUGUAAAUGGGGAUGUUGCAAAGUCUGAGUCUCGACCCACGUGGUUUACCUUUACAUUUUAAAAAUCAGAGAGGACUUUGCAACCUGAAUCCAGGUCUAGAACUCUAUUAGAGUAGUUGGUGACUCUAUAGUGAGACUUAAAAAUGCAUUUAUUCAAGGCUGUGCCCCUGCCAUCUAGGCUAGAUAAGAGGAGAUGUAAAGGCCAAGGCCUUGGGGACAGCAAAAGCAGCUAUGGGUGCUGCGCUCCCAGGGCACCGGCUCAGGGAAAACCCGCUGAGGAUCAAACCGCCCGUAUUUCUCACUCUCCCCUCCCAUUGGGCCACAGCUGCGGCGCUGCCCUGCUGGGCGGGGCUAUCCCGAAGGCUCAGCCCCAAACCACUUCCCCUUGCAAAUGUGCCCAUAAAGCCAAAAGCCAGCCCCACAGAAGCAAGGAGCACACACCUGGUGGAAACAGCAGGACAACCACAGGCAAAUGCUUUCAACUUUCUGAGAAGCAUUUUGGUAUUUAAAUAUCUCUUGUAAAAGCUAAGAUUGUUUGUAAGAAAAGAAAUCUUAAAAUCUAGAUUUAUACAGUUUUUUAAAAGCCCCACUCCUCAAUAUUUAAUUAAAAAAAAAGAACUCCUUAAUUUAAAGGCUAACUUAUUUUUGAAUGGAAAUACUACUGAGACCUUUGACACUGGGUAAUAAUGGUCCCACUGCCAGAUAAAAUUGGCUUAUGGGAUAAAAAAAAAAAAAGUGGGGAAGGGAUGAAUGUAGUAAAGUUUAAGUUAGUCACAGUGGCCCUUAGGUACCUAGCAGAUGAGCACAAUAUAAGAAAGAAGACAUCUGGUCUAACGCUGAAAGCAUUUCCCAUGGACUUUUGUCGUACAGUUUUUGCUUUUUAAGAGAGAUAGAAAGGCCUUAUGUGACAUUGCCAGUGAUAACUGGUGGCACCCUCUUAUGCUGUUUCUCCUGAGUUCGUGCCCAGUGGUCACAGAUGCACCCCCAGGGUUAGGCCAGGUUCUGAUGAAAGGCUCACAGGUAACCAAGCUUCUGCCGCACCCCUGAGCCCCACCCAAGGGCCAGAGGAGGCAGCCCACUGGAAGGACAAAAGCACAACUCUGUGACCUCGGCCAUCACCCCUGGCUGCGGCCCUGGGGUACACGCUGCUGAGCGCGUCCCGCUCACCUCAGCACGGUGAGCACGCGCUUGGGUGGAAGAGGAAAACGGAGGGAGCUUUGCAGGACCUGCCAAUUCUCCCCGUCUGCUUUCAUUGUUAAAACCCCAAGCCCAAAGCCUGUCUUUGACAAAAGGAGAAGAGAGAGACCGGAGCUGUCGUUCAGCACCAAUCCUAGAGACACAGCUGGCUGCUUGUGAUGAAAGCAACUCAUCAUUUAUUUGGGAGGUUAAAGUUAAGGGACAUGGAUUUGGGUCCCAAUCUAAGAGCCUUAAUCAGAAUCCCACGCCUUUCAAUGUCCUAACUGGCAUCUCGUGUAUGGAGCUGAGGCAGACGUCUCAGAGCGCUCUGCGAAAGGGCCCUGUUCAUGUGCACUUCUGCCCCCUGGGCCCUCCCCCCACCUGUGUCCUCUGCAGGUGACCUGGUUUGGCCCUUCCAGUUCCGGAAACAACACAGAAGCCACUGUCCCUUGGACAUAGGCUCCCCUCCCCAGGCGGGGACAGUGCUUGCCUUUCCUGGUGGCCCUGUUUGCAGCCUCGGGGCCUCUGCCAAGCCCACCCCCACGCCCAAUUCCAACAGUCUUCGUGAGCUCUCGGGGACUCACGCUUCCGUCGUGCACCCUGGACUGUUGCUCUCCCCUUCCCCUUGGGUCAGCGUCCGUUGUACAAAGCCAGACAGCGCCGGCUGACUCCGUCAUUCUUCCUUUCCCAUUUUUGUCGCAUGCAGUUGCAGUCAAAUGCCAAAUAGCGAUCAGAAGACUGCCACUCUGAUCUCCGUGCUUUCUCGGUCACCGUGUGACCCACUUAACUCUCUCUCCGUGUGCUGUUCCAAUAAAGAAUGCAUACCUGUGUUUUAAAAGGUAUUUUUAUGUGUUUUUAAGACCUUUUUAAAAGGAGCCUGACACCUCUGUUUUGGCACUUAAGAGACAUGCCCGUGUUAUUUUUUUUAAAUGAUGACUGAUACUUUGGUUUCACUAAGUCCUGUUUAAUUUAUGUGCAAUCUCUAUAAUACAAGUAUGUAUUCCAGUUUCAA